Cottoperca gobio is the source of this 4228-nucleotide messenger RNA. RefSeq names its product collagen, type VI, alpha 2 (gene col6a2). Gene Ontology annotation, biological process: extracellular matrix organization. Lineage: Eukaryota; Metazoa; Chordata; Actinopteri; Perciformes; Bovichtidae. Gene Ontology annotation, molecular function: extracellular matrix structural constituent conferring tensile strength. Bases 200 to 3238 code for a protein of 1012 amino acids. The transcript is spliced from 32 exons. The record is from RefSeq and is a predicted model, not a curated record.
GGACAGGAGAGCGAACGGACGGCUCUUCUGAGGGAAGUAAACGCGCAUCCAGGGCUUUAUUUCCAAUUUUGUACCUCCUGUAUCUCCCUUUUCUUUCUCGACUGUACCUCCUGCUGAGAUGAGGAGUUAAUCAACAGAGGAUCAGCUGCACACGAAGUUUUGAAGUUGUUGGAAAGAGUUCGGACAGGAGAAGAGGAAGAUGCUGGGGUUAGAGGUCAUCGCGCUCUGUCUUCUUUUUGGAGCCCUCACUCACGGACAGCCAUCAGAGUGCAGCAAGAAGAAUGAAUGUCCCAUCGACGUGUACUUCACCAUAGACACCUCUGAGACCAUCGCCCUGCAGGAGCCACCCCCUGGAGCACUGGUGGAGAGCAUCAAGAAAUUUGCUGAGCAGUUUGCACAGCGUUUGGAAGAUGCUGAACUCAAAGGCUCCGUGCGGAUCAACUGGAACAUCGGCGGACUGCACUUCUCCCAGAGACAGGAAGUGUUCAGUCGCAUCGGAUCCAAGAAUGAUUUCAUCACUGGCGUGAGGGGAAUCCGUUACCUGGGUAAGGGCACCUACAUCGACUGCGCCCUCACCAACAUGACCCAGGAAAUGCUGCGCACAGCCUCAUCCCCCAACUCCCUCCGAUUCGCUGUGGUCAUCACCGACGGCCACGUGACUGGAAACCCAUGCGGGGGCAUCAAAGUGGCAGCAGAGAAGGCUCGCGAUGAGGGCAUCCGGAUGUUUGUCGUGGCCGCAACGAAAAACGUAGAAGAGACGGGGCUGAGGGAGAUCGCAAACUCUCCUGCGUCCGUCUACAGGAGGGAAUUCAUGGCUGUGGAUCUGAGCCAGGGAAGAGCCGUCAUACAUAUGGACACCAUUGACCGCAUCAUCGCCACCAUGAAACAUUUGGCGUUUGUAGAGUGUUACAAAGUGACCUGUCUGGAGACACCAGGGCCUCCCGGUCCAAAAGGUCACAGAGGUCAAAAAGGAGCUAAAGGAGACAACGGCGACCCAGGUCUGAAAGGAGAUAUAGGUCGCCAAGGAGAUCCCGGUAUCGAGGGUCCCAUCGGUCAGCCUGGUAUCAAAGGAGAAGCAGGAUUUCUAGGCGACAAGGGAGAGAUCGGAACUCAGGGAAAAAAGGGCGUGGGUGGCAUCUCAGGACGCAAUGGGACAGAUGGACAGAAGGGUAAAAUUGGACGGAUCGGCGCUCCCGGCUGCAAAGGAGACCCAGGCGACAGAGGUCCCGAUGGUCACCCCGGAGACGUCGGUGAACGUGGUUUUGGUGGAACUGACGGAGAAAAGGGGGAUCACGGUCGCCCUGGAAGAUCUGGUCCUUCUGGCCCGUCUGGAGAGGGUGGACCAAAGGGAGAGAGAGGAAGUCCUGGAUCACCUGGCGUCCCUGGACUUAAAGGAACCCCGGGAAACCUUGGAACUGGAGGACCCAUUGGAGAACCAGGGAGAAGAGGAGACUACGGGCCAAAGGGUGGUGAAGGGCCAGAUGGAGUUAAUGGAGACAAGGGUGAAAUGGGGCCCGAGGGCUUGAGAGGACUUCCAGGUGAAUCAGGAAACAAAGGAACAAAAGGAGACAAUGGCCUUCCAGGUCCCAGGGGACCACCGGGGACAACGGGAGAGGCUGGGAAAAAUGGCACCAGAGGUGACCCUGGUGAUGCUGGACCAAGAGGAGAAUCUGGACUGGUUGGACCAAAGGGAGACGGUGGAAGACCUGGCUUCAGCUAUCCUGGGCCGAGAGGAUCAUCGGGUGAGAGAGGAGAGGGGGGCAAUCGUGGACCUCGCGGCAGCAGAGGAGACUGCGGUCAAAAAGGUGGACCAGGAAAGAAAGGGACUCUGGGAGAGGGAGGUGAGCCAGGAUCUCAGGGUGAACCUGGCCUAAGAGGGACAAGAGGAGAGUUUGGGCGUGAUGGAAAUCCUGGCCCUGAGGGAGAUCCCGGCCUCACUGAAUGUGAUGUUAUGAACUACAUCAGAGAAACUUGUGGCUGCUGUGACUGUGAGAAAAUCUGCGGACCCCUGGACAUUGUGUUUGUGAUCGACAGCUCAGAGUCAGUGGGUCUGACUAACUUCACCCUGGAGAAGAACUUUGUCAUCAACACCAUCAACAGACUGGGAUCAAUGUCCAAAGACCCCAAAUCAGAAACAGGCACACGAGUGGGAGUUGUUCAGUACAGUCACAGUGGAACCUUCCAGGCCAUCCGGCUCGACGACCCCAAGAUCGAUUCACUGUCUGCUUUCAAGGACGCAGUGAAGAGUUUGGAGUGGAUCGCUGGAGGAACAUGGACUCCAUCCGCUCUGAAGUACGCCUACGACAACCUGAUCAGGGACAGCCGCAGAGCCAAAGCCAACGUGAACGUUGUUGUCAUCACAGACGGACGCUUCGACCCCCGAGAUGACGACUCGCUGCUCACCUACCUCUGCAGUGAUCCCAGCAUUGAUGUGAGCGCCAUCGGUAUCGGAGACAUGUUCGAUCAGAUUGAGGAGAAUGAGAGUCUGAAGAGCAUCGCCUGCCAGAAGGAUGGCAGGGUGAUGGGCAUGAGGCGCUUUGCAGACCUGGUGGCAGAGGAGUUCAUCAACAAAAUUGAAACCGUGCUCUGCCCAAAUCCUAUCGUCAAAUGCCCUGACCUCCCCUGCAAAUCAGAGCCAGCAGUGGCUAGCUGUGUUCAGCGGCCAGUGGAUCUGGUGUUCAUGUUGGAUGGUUCUGAGAGGAUGGGACUGGAGGAUCACCGCAAAGCCAAAGAGUUCAUCGAGAACGUGGCUCGCCAUCUCACCCUGGCCAACGGCCAGACAGAUGAGAGGAAUGCCCGCUUGGCUCUGCUGCAGUACGGCAGCCAUUCAGAACAGCGGGUGGAGUUCGCGCUCACACACAAUCUCACAGUGAUCUCUGAUUCGCUGGCAAGAGUGAAGUACAUGGACUCCUCUUCUGCGCUGGGCAGCGCUAUCAUCCAUGCUGUCAAUAAUCUGGUGGUUCCAAAGCAGGGAACCCGUUUGUCCCGUCGCAACGCUGAGCUGGCCUUUGUGUUCAUCACUGAUGGCAUCACAGCCAGCGAGCAGCUGGAGGAGGGCGUGUCUGCCAUGAGGCGAGCUGAAGGCGUUCCCACGGUGAUCGCGAUGGGAACAGACACAGAUGAAGAGGUGCUGCGGAAGGUGUCACUAGGGGACAUGUCGGCUGUCUUCAGAGGAGCUGACUACACCAUGCUGAACAAACCAUCAUUCUUUGAGCGCUUUAUCCGCUGGAUAUGCUAGUGAGGAACUGUAACGCUCUGCACCAUAGAGUUAGAACCCAUAGAAUGAGGGAAGGGCCAGCUCCUUCAGCGCACACGUAAACACACACAGAGCUAUCAACAAACCAUGUUACCAUAACUGGAUGUAAGGCACUGAGGCGGCUACAUGUCCUGUUGUUAUGGGUGAAGAUUAAUUUACAAAAGCCAAAACAAACCACGUAGGACCAGCUGACACACUCACACAUAGGCAUGCAAUAUAAUUAGUAACGUGUUUAUUGUAUUAAUUCUAAAUCUAUGGUCAGCCAACCAGAGACACUCAUAAGUAUCCCAGAGGAGGAGGUGUAUGAUUAUUGAAUGUGUGAUAAACAAAUUGUACGCUCUAUUUUCUUUUUUUUCUAUUGAUUUUCUGUUUGAAGUCUCUCUCCCUCUCUCUCUCUCUCUCUCUCUCUCUCUCUCUCUCUCUCUCUCUCUCUCUCCCUCUCUCUCUCUCUCUCUCUCUCUCUCUCUCUCUCUCUCUCUCUCUCUCUCUCUCUCUCCUCUUCUCUGUCUCUGUCUCCCUCUCUUUCUCUCUCCCUCCCUCCCCCCCCCCCCCCCCCUCUCUCACAGUCUUCACAAAGUCAGUAUUUACAUUAAAGGUGCUAAAGUAGAAAUAAAGGACAAAGCCAUCUGAGUGGUUCUGAAACCUUUUUUUAACAUAUUAAUGAUGUAAUUACUGCAUUAUGUUCAGGGGAUAAAAACAUGUCGACAUAUCUUCUCCAGGGGGGUACAGAAUCUCACAUAAAUGCCCAAUAAGAGAAUCACACACACACAAACACAAGUACACGCCGUAGUUAAUGACACAUGCAUUGACAGACAAACGUAAAAGAGCCAAAUCUGUAAACAUGAAGUCCAAAUAAAGCCUAUUGUGGUGACCCCAACACUGUCUUCUUGUGUUUGUAAAAUAUAUUAAUGUGUGAUGUGUUAAUAUGUUUAUGAUCCAUGUGCAAUUUGUCAUUAAAUCACUUUAACCUUA